Cercocebus atys (sooty mangabey) is the source of this 1570-nucleotide messenger RNA. It is a transcript of the gene CYP4A11, whose product is annotated as cytochrome P450 4A11. The transcript has 12 exons. Gene Ontology annotation, biological process: kidney development; arachidonate metabolic process; linoleic acid metabolic process. The record is from RefSeq and is a predicted model, not a curated record. Lineage: Eukaryota; Metazoa; Chordata; Mammalia; Primates; Cercopithecidae. The coding region runs from base 76 to 1443 and encodes 455 amino acids. Gene Ontology annotation, cellular component: intracellular membrane-bounded organelle. Gene Ontology annotation, molecular function: iron ion binding; alkane 1-monooxygenase activity; heme binding.
CAGGACUUCAGCACAGUUGGACAGGGGUGGGCAGGGAGAGGUAGGGGCACUCAGAGAUCCAGCAGGUGCUACACCAUGAGUGUCUCUGUGCUGAGCCCCAGCAGACUCCUGGGUGGUGUCUCUGGGAUCCUCCAAGUGGCCUCCCUGCUCAUUCUGCUUCUGCUGCUGAUCAAGGCUGCUCAGCUCUACCUGCACAGGCAGUGGCUGCUCAAAGCCUUCCAGCAGUUCCCGUGCCCUCCCUCCCACUGGCUCUUCGGGCACAAACAGGAGUUCCAACAGGACCAGGAGCUACAAAGGAUUCGGAAAUGGGUGGAGAUGUUCCCAAGUGCCUGUCCUCUUUGGCUAUGGGGAGGCAAAGCUCGUGUCCAGCUCCAUGACCCUGACUAUAUGAAGGUGAUUCUGGGGAGAUCAGACCCGAAAUCCCAAGAUCCCUACAGAUUCCUGGCUCCAUGGAUUGGGUAUGGCUUGCUCCUGUUGAAUGGGCAGACAUGGUUCCAGCACCGACGGAUGCUGACCCCAGCCUUCCACUAUGACAUCCUGAAGCCCUACGUGGGGCUCAUGGCAGACUCUGUACGAGUGAUGCUGGACAAAUGGGAAAAGCUCCUUGGCCAGGAUUCCCCUCUGGAGGUCUUUCAGCACGUCUCCUUGAUGACCCUGGACACCAUCAUGAAGUGUGCCUUCAGCCACCAGGGCAGCAUCCAGGUGGACAGGGAUUCUCAGUCCUACAUCCAGGCCAUUAGUGACCUGAACAACCUGUCUUUUUCCCGAGCACGGAAUGCCUUUCACCAGAAUGACACCAUCUACAGCCUGACCUCUACUGGCCGCUGGACACACCGCGCCUGCCAGCUCGCCCAUCAGCACACAGACCAAGUGAUCCAACUGAGGAAGGCUCAACUACAGAAGGAGGGGGAGCUGGAGAAGGUCAAGAGGAAGAAGCACUUGGAUUUCCUGGACAUCCUCCUUUUGGCCAAAAUGGAGAAUGGGAGCAUCUUGUCAGACAAGGACCUCCGUGCUGAAGUGGACACGUUCAUGUUCGAGGGCCACGACACCACAGCCAGUGGGAUCUCCUGGAUUCUGUAUGCUCUGGCCACACACCCCAAGCAUCAGGAGAGGUGCCGGGAAGAGAUCCAUGGCCUCCUGGGUGAUGGAGCCUCCAUCACCUGGAACCACCUGGACCAGAUGCCCUACACCACCAUGUGCAUUAAGGAGGCACUGAGACUCUACCCACCGGUGCCAGGCAUUGGCAGAGAGCUCAGCACUCCCGUCACUUUCCCUGAUGGGCGCUCCUUGCCCAAAGGUAUCACGGUCAUGCUCUCCAUUUAUGGCCUUCACCACAACCCAAAAGUGUGGCCCAACCCAGAGGUGUUUGACCCUUCCCGUUUUGCACCGGGUUCUGCUCAACACAGCCACGCUUUCCUGCCCUUCUCUGGAGGAUCAAGAUGACCUGCAAGUCCUACCUUUCAAGGCACAUAAGGGAGAGGUUAAGGUAGCCCUUUGAAGAAAGUUUUACAACAGUGUGUGUCAUAUCAUACAUUUUUCUGUCUUGCCCAAUGAAAUUUUUACCGUAUUA